This is a messenger RNA of Rubroshorea leprosula, 1790 nucleotides long. The record is from the annotation of a GenBank genome assembly. Lineage: Eukaryota; Viridiplantae; Streptophyta; Magnoliopsida; Malvales; Dipterocarpaceae.
UCCUUUGCUUUGCUAAUUUUCAUUUCCAUAGUUCAGGACUGAAGACUCGCUCGUUUCCCUACUCAGACCAUUUCCGGCUAUAUUGUGAUUAAAGAAGAAGAGAGAAUAAGGGACAAGCAAACUCUUUUCUGGUUCUGGAGGAGGAGCAGGUUACAUCCACAAGUUGAUUAGAGAAAUCAGACCAAAGUGCAGAAUCAAACACUUGGUCCCGGUAUUACCUUCAUUUAUAAAUGCUCCAGGCAGCAACAGCAGCAACUUCUUUAUGGAAUCCAUCUCAGAGGGGUGCUUUUCCCGGAAUUACAGAGUUCAAGAGGUCUCAAGUCCCCAGCUUAGGUUCAUAUCCUCUUAAUUUGAAGUUUGAGCACAAAUGGCUUCUGAAAGGUAGGCCAUUAAUUGCAGGAACCUUCCUUUGUGCCCAUCAUAGGCCCAGAGAAGAUCCAAAGGACAGGAAGCAUGGGGUACCCCAAAACGUGGAUCUUCCACCUGUUCUUCCUAAGAAUAAGAAGAAACCUUAUCCCAUUCCUUUUAAGAAGAUCUUGCAGGCUGCAAGAAAGCGGAAGAAACUUGCUGAGCAGGGCAUAGAGAUGCCGCUUGAGCCUCCAAAAAAUGGAUUGCUUGUUCCUGAUCUGAUUCCUGUGGCAUAUGAGGUGCUAGAUGCCUGGAAGAUUUUGAUUAAGGGACUUGCUCAGCUCCUGCAUGUGAUUCCUGUAUAUGGUUGCAGUGAGUGCUCUGGAGUUCAUGUGGCCCAGACUGGUCACCGCAUUCAGGACUGCCAGGGCUCAACAAGUGCCAAGCGUAGAAGUUUCCAUUCUUGGGUUAAGGGUUCCAUCAAUGAUGUGCUAAUCCCCAUCGAGUCAUACCACCUCUAUGACCCUUUUGGCAGGCGCAUCAUGCAUGAGACACGGUUCGACUAUGACAGGAUUCCAGCUGUCAUAGAGCUUUGUCUUCAAGCUGGUGUUGACAUACCAGAGUAUCCUUCACGCCGAAGAACCAAACCGAUCAGAAUGAUUGGAAAGAAAAUUAUUGAUCGAGGUGGCUAUGUCGAGGAGCCUAAGCCAUGGCGUUCAGUGGAUUUCUCUUCAUCGUCACUUGUUGAUCUUGAAACAUGUGGGGCUUCUAUGCGACAUCCACCUCCUCCAUUGGAAGAUGUACCUAGGAUUGCACAGGAGACAAUGAAUGCAUACGAGAUUGUUAGGUCAGGUGUGACAAAGUUGAUGAAGAAAUAUACUGUUAAAGCUUGUGGAUAUUGUUCUGAGGUUCAUGUUGGGCCAUGGGGUCACAAUGCUAAGCUUUGUGGGGAAUUCAAGCACCAGUGGAGGGAUGGGAAGCAUGGUUGGCAGGAUGCUACCAUAGAUGAAGUUUUCCCCCCAAAUUAUGUCUGGCAUGUUCGAGAUCCAAAGGGACCUCCAUUGAGAAGUGCACUAAAGAGGUAUUACGGCAAGGCUCCAGCUGUGGUUGAACUGUGCAUACAAGCUGGAGCAAAAAUCCCUGAGAAAUACAAGCCUAUGAUGAGGCUUGACAUCAUAGUCCCUGAAAGUGAAGAGGCAAGUCUCGUAGCGUAGACUUAUUCCCUGAAGGUAAGAGCUGCCCAUUUUUAUGCUGGAUUUUUUGAGCCAUCAGUUGUUGCAAGCCAAACCGCCAAAAGACUUGUUUGGUGGGUGGACACCAAACAAGGUUUUCUUUUAAAGUCUGUUAACCUUGUUGCAAAAAUGAAACCAAGAUUGUCUGUACCUUUUUUUUUUUGGUAAUAAGAUUGUCUGUACUUGGAACAAGAAAAUCAACUUAUUACA